Molecule: messenger RNA, 1789 nt
Organism: Lepus europaeus (European hare)
Lineage: Eukaryota; Metazoa; Chordata; Mammalia; Lagomorpha; Leporidae
Gene: MAP3K7CL
Product: MAP3K7 C-terminal like
Exons: 6
Coding region: 332-844 (170 amino acids)
Cellular component (GO): cytosol; nucleus
Source: RefSeq, a predicted model, not a curated record
GAUCGAUCUGGCGGAGCGCUAGAUACACACUCGGUCUUCUGGCGGACGCACGCGCGCAGGCGCACCAGGUCGUGACGGUACUCGGUGGUGUCGGCGUGUGGUUUUUGCUGUACUUGUUAGGCGUAAUUUCCACCUGACGUCCCAGACCUAGACACCGGCAUCAGGUGUCCUCUUCUGCCCGGGGCACAGAUGUUGCCCUCAUCUCCUAAGGCUGGCCUGUAUCAGAGUUGAUGGAUCUCUCAGGAAGUUUCUGGAAUGAAAGAUAAAGUUAUUUGCAACUUUUAUCUUCCUGGGCAAGUGUCUCCUGAAAUAGAGUUCAGGUGAUGAAGACAUGGGAAUAAUAAAGUUACGCAAACAAGAACAGCACGCUUUGGAGCUGGAAGACCCAGGGGAAGGCGAAGGCUCAGGUGCCCACAUGAUCAGCACAGCCAGGGUACCUGCGGAUAAGCCAGUUCGCAUCGCCUUUAGCCUCAAUGACGCCUCAGAUGAUACACCUCCUGAAGACUCCAUUCCUCUGGUCUUUCCAGAAUUAGAACAACAACUACAGCCUCUGCCACCUUGUCAUGACUCCGCGGAAUCCAUGCAGGUGUUCAAACAGCACUGCCAAAUAGCAGAAGAAUACCAUGAGGUCAAAAGAGAAAUUGCCCUGCUUGAAGAAAGGAAAAAGGAGCUCAUUGCCAAGCUGGACCAGGCAGAAAAGGAGAAGGUGGAUGCAGCUCAGCUGGUUCGGGAAUUCGAGGCUCUGACGGAGGAAAACCGUACCUUGAAGUUGGCGCAGUCACAAUGUGUGGAACAACUAGAAAAACUGAGAAUACAGUAUCAGAAGAGGCAGGGCUCGUCCUAACCUGAAGUUGUUCAAUGUGAGCAUGAGAGGUUGGUGGCUGCACACACUGGCCAAAAGAUUUUUAUUCUAAAGGGAUAGUGAAUAAAGCCUAUUGCUUCUCUUUAUUAUGCACACAGCACAUGUCUAGAAUGAGUUUAGUACUUGCCAGCUUUGAGUCUGCGAGAAGGGUUAUUUUCAGUGAGAUUAUUAAUGCUGAGCUAUUACCAAUAUGUUUUCAGAGUUCAUUAUUCUUUUCCAAAGAUACGUAUUUGUUUUUACUUAGGAAAAUAUGAUCAUACUGUCCAUCAGGGUAGAAAAUGAUAAAAAUAGUCUAUUGACUGAUCCUGUUAAGAAUCAUGAGCUGUGAAACACACUAGGAAGAUGCUCUCUGUAGUUCCCCAUCUGUGUAUUUUUAAAUUUCAUGCCUUUAACAUUUCAAAUCUGCCCAAAUCUUAACUGUCAGAAACUUCUCUGCAUCUAUUUAUUAUCACCAGAGUCAGCUUUAAUCCUUCAAUGAUUGAUUGUACUAAGAAUAAAUGGUUGCAUAUCGUAAAAGCUUUCUUAUGAAAAUAGAACAGAAGCCGUGUUUGUGCCAAAAGCUCAUCUGCCAGUGCUAACUUGUUAUGGCAGUGCAGAAACAGAGAAGGCUGCCUCUGCUUCCCACUGUGUCAGCUCACAGUGAGCACCUCUCCUCUGCUUGCAUGUGCUCUGGGGCAUGGCAGAAAUGGAAAAGGAUUGUUUGGACUUUACUCCGGUGAGUUCCCAUGAAAACAUCAGUGACAUUGUAACUAUGACUUCGUUUUGAACUUAAGGAGCUAUUUUAGAUCAGUAAUAACUAAAAGGAACAUGUGAGGAAAUGCAGGAUGAACAUGUUUUUCCUCCUUGUUCUACCUGUCACCAUAUUUUCCCAAAUCGAUCUCUUUGUUCUUUGUCCAUUUCUAUUCAUGUAACUUCUUUUUCAUUAAA